CCUGUCCGCCCAUCUCACCACCCGUCAUCGUAGCCGGACGUUGAACGGCCCAGAUCCCAACAAACAUGGGCUGCCGUCAACUACCGACGCACUUUCGUCUUUCUCAGCAAUCUCUAUGCAGCGUGGCUUAGCUUUUGAAAUCCGUUUCGCUUGUGAGAAAAGAUACAGCCAAACAUCCCACCACCGGCCACAGCAAAAUGGCGGAGAGAGAGAGAGAGAGAGAGAGAGAGAGUGAGAGAGUGUGUGUGUGAGAUAGAGAGAGAAUCUCUAUAAAUAAGCGAAGCCAACCGACGGACGAAUGAAGUCAAACUCAAGAAACUGAAAACCAAAAGCCUCAUAAAAAAAGAGCAAAAAGAAGAAAAGAAAGUUUCUUUCCUGGCGUGUGUGAGAUUCCGUCGAGCCUCUGAUCGGGAUUCGGAUGGUAUUUCCGGCCGCUGGAGUGUGGUCUCUGAGAUGGGUGGUGGUGGUCGAGGAGGAGGAGGAGGAGGAGGAGGAGGAGGAGAUGGAGGGAGGGUAUUUUGGUAAAAGGUGGGGAAGAAAUCAGCAGAAGCCGAAGCCGGAGCUGUUUGUUUCGGAACGGCAGCAUUCGGAGAGCAGGGAUCAUGAGAAAGGGGAAGGGAAGUGGGAAGAGCAGUAAUAUUAGCAAUGGGUUGCUGCCCAAUUCUCUCAAGAUAAUCUCUUCUUGCUUGAAGACUGUUUCGACUGAUGCGAGGUCGGCUGGUGCGACGGUCGCUGCUUCAAUCGCUGCAGCCGGGGACCAUCCAAAAGACCAGGUAAUAUGGGCUGGCUUUGACAAGCUGGAGCUUGGUCCAUCAGCCUUCAGACACGUCCUUUUACUGGGUUACUCCAAUGGAUUUCAAGUCAUUGAUGUUGAGGAUGCCUCCAAUGUCUGCGAACUGGUUUCAAAGCGCGAUGGCCAAGUUACAUUCUUACAGAUGCUGCCAAUUCCGUCGAAAUCAGAGGCUCAUGAGGGAUUUAGAUCGUUGCAUCCCUUACUGCUGGUUGUUGCAGGUGAUGAAGCGAACAGCUCUGGUGGGCUUCAUGGUGGCCAUUUGAGUGGUCAGAUUAGGGAAAAUAUCAGUGAAUCUCACCAGGGAAUUUAUGUUUCUACUCCCUCAACUGUUCGGUUUUACUCACUAAGAUCUGACGGUUAUGUGCAUGUUCUGAGGUUCCGAUCUGCUAUAUACAUGAUCCGAUGCAGUCCUCGGAUAAUCGCUGUGGCUCUUGCGUCACAAAUCUACUGCUUUGAUGCUGCCACUUUCGAGAAUAAAUUCAGUGUGCUGACUUAUCCCAUGCCCCAGGGAGGACAAGGGGUAGUUGGUGUCAACAUUGGGUAUGGCCCGAUGGCUGUGGGUCCAAGGUGGUUAGCUUAUGCGUCAAACAACCCUCUCUUUUCAAACACGGGCCGCCUUAGCCCCCAAAAUCUUACACCCUCUCCAGGUAUGAAUCCGUCUACUUCCCCCAGCAGUGGGAGCUUUGUGGCUCGUUGCGCCAUGGAGUCCAGCAAGCAGUUAGCUGCUGGAAUAAUCAAUCUGGGUGACAUCGGAUACAGAACCUUGUCUAAGUACUGUCAGGAGCUUUUACCUGAUGGAUCUAACUCUCCCUCAUCUUCAAACUCAAGCUGGAAAGUUGGUAAAGUUGAAUCAGCAGUCCAUCCAAAUGAAACAGAUAAUGCAGGAAUGGUUGUUGUAAAGGAUUUUGUUUCAAAGGCCAUUAUUUCACAAUUUAGAGCCCAUACCAGUCCAAUAUCCGCACUAUGUUUUGAUCCGAGUGGGACCCUUUUGGUUACUGCCUCUGUACAUGGACACAAUAUAAAUGUGUUUCGUAUUAUGCCAUCCCGUGUAGAGAACCGUUCAAGCACCAUGCAGGAUAAUUGGAGUUCAUCUCAUGUGCAUCUAUACAGGCUAUAUCGAGGGCUAACAACAGCUGUCAUACAGGACAUCUGUUUUAGUCAUCAUAGUCAGUGGGUCGCUAUUGUUUCAUCGAGGGGAACAUGCCACAUUUUUGUGCUCUCGCAAUUCGGUGGUGACGUCGGGCUCCAGACACAAAGCUUUCAUACUGAUGCUCCAGUCCUACCUAUUCUAUCAAAGUCAUGGUGGUCAACUCCAUCUUACAUGAUAAACCAGCUACCUCAUCCGCCUCCACCGCCUAUAACACUUUCCGUAGUGAGCAGAAUAAAAUAUGGUAGUUCCGCAUGGCUAAAUACAGUUACCAAUGUUGUUGCUUCUGCGACUGGAAAGAUAUUUGUGCCAUCCUGUGCUGUUGCUGCUGCUUUCCAUGAUUCCAUUCAUCACAAUCUCCAGCCAGUUCGAUCAAAGGCCAACUCGUUGGAGCAAUUGCUGGUUUACUCGUCAUCUGGUCAUGUAAUUCAGCAUGAACUUGUACCAUCAUUGGAGGUUGAGUCAUGGGACAGCACUGCAAGAAGUGGCCCAGGUUCCUCCAUGCCAGCUCAAUAUGAAGAGUUGCGGGUGAAUGCUGAACCUGUUCAAUGGUGGGAUGUUUGCCGAAGAUCAAACUGGCCAGAAAGAGAGGAAAGUCUUUCAAGCAUUACCUUUGAUAGACAAGAAACUGGAGAGAUAGUCAUGGAAACUUCUGAUUAUGAAGAUAAUGAUACAAAAUACUCGAAAUCAUUUAACAAUAGUGUUGUGGGAAAAAAUAUGAUGAAAACCAGUGAUAGAUCCCAUUGGUACCUUUCCAAUGCUGAGGUGCGGAUAAGCUCGGGGAGGAUACCAAUAUGGCAGAACACCAAGGUUUGCUUCUAUAUGAUGAUUUCUUCAAAGGCUAAUGAGAGGAAGCCUGGGAAUGAUUAUUCUGGUGGAGAGAUCAAAAUUGAAAAGGUCCCAGUUCAUGAGGUUGAAAUAAGGCAGAAGGAUCUAUUGCCUGUUUUUGAGCAUCAUCAAAGCAUUCAACCAGAUUGGAACGGCAGGGGCCUUAUUAGAGGAAGAUAUAUGAUUGCUUCAACUUCAGAUACUCACCAAACUAAAGACAAAUUCAUGAAGGGGACGGUUGUUGGUCAUUCUAAAUCUGCAUCAGUGGAAGUGGUGGAAAGCUUAGAUAUUGGGUCAACAAAGACAACUGAGAAGGUGCUUCGGUUGGAUCAAACAAGUUUGGUGGGCCCUUAUGUACCUAAUGGGUUUCAGCCAAUGGAGAGGCCGAUUCUGCACGGAUCUGUACAGACCUCGUCUGUACUGGGCCAUCUUGCGAACAAGAUAGAUGGUGAAAGAACAGGACGUUCAAUGUCUGCAUCACACCAAUUGAAUACAUCCACUAGGACACCGAGCAUAAACUCCUCUGACCAAGAUUGCACAACUUUUCUUUUUGAACAAUCUAACAAGGGUGAUGGUAGUGUUGAAAAUGAGCCAACCUCUCCUGGGAAUAGCUCACUCUCUGUUGGAAGACCCCUCUCUUUGAAGAAAGUCGUUGCUAAUGAAGCCUUGAAGGCAUCUAGUUCUAACCACUCUGCCUCAAGUUCAAACAAUUAUACAGUGGUGAUGGGGCGAGUGGGUUCGCAUAAUUCACCAGAUUUUGCAAAAUAUUUCCACGAAGGCUAUUGUAAAGUAACAGAGCUCGAUGAUUGCUGUGAGUUAAAUGAUGUCGUCACUGAUGUGGACAGCAGCAUCAGCCACUGCAAGAGAGAGAAACCCAAGGAAGAUAGGGACCAUGAUGACGUGUUUGGAGGCCUAUUUGUUGUCUGCGGAGAAGCAGAUUGAUUGGUCCCUGGCAAUCCCAACCAUGUACAGAAAAGUGGAACCCACGCCAUGCUUUUGUAUUCACAUCUCAAAAUCUUAUAUCAAGGUCAGUUUCAUAUAUAUAAACAUGUAUCCUUUAGAAUAAAGGUCCAAGGAGAGGGUUUCCUAAAGCCCCCUUUGAAUGGACAGUUUUAAGUCCUAGGACUCCACUUCUGCUUCUCAUUCUUCUACAAUCCGAACACUACUACCAAGAUCAAAGAGAGACUGAUUCUAGUAAGACAAAUAAAUUCGAUGUACAAAAAAAUAAAAAUAAAGGAAAAGAGACUGACACUUAAACACAGUCACCUGGGUCGAAGUCACUGCCUCUCUUUCUCGUGUACAUGUUGUUGAUGGAGAUUUCCAGAAGUCACGGUCUUUAGCUUUUGGACUUGCGGAAAGUUUGGGUUCUUUGGUUGAUUUACGUACAAAGGAGUUGGGGGGUCUACAUCCUCUACCAGGAGACACUUUCUAUCAUGUCUGAUGGUUGUACCGAUGAACUCCAAAUUUCACAGGUUCUUUGCUAAGCUGAUGGGUGCGUUCAACAUUCCUUCACAUUGAUUGUAUAUGUUUUUAUUUGUUGUUUGAUUUGUGAAGGAUUUGGCAUGUUGCUAUGGCUAGGCCUGUAUCAGGAUAUAUUUCUUUAGUACCCAGAAAGUAAAAAACAAAUAAAAAUACUGAUUAUGCUGCUACUUUGGGAGAGUCUUAUAUAUGUAUGGAUGCUUGUACAGGAUGUCUUCAGUAUUAUGAGGAGAAUAUAUGGCCGGUUAGUGUA
Messenger RNA from Magnolia sinica, 4500 nucleotides. Its product is annotated as autophagy-related protein 18g-like. The transcript has 9 exons. The record is from RefSeq and is a predicted model, not a curated record. Gene Ontology annotation, molecular function: protein binding. The coding region runs from base 603 to 3710 and encodes 1035 amino acids. Gene Ontology annotation, biological process: response to starvation; autophagy. NCBI's taxonomy places the organism in Eukaryota, Viridiplantae, Streptophyta, Magnoliopsida, Magnoliales, Magnoliaceae. Gene Ontology annotation, cellular component: cytoplasm.